Messenger RNA from Vanrija pseudolonga, 4138 nucleotides. RefSeq names its product Copper resistance protein CRF1 (gene CRF1). The record is from RefSeq and is a predicted model, not a curated record. Gene Ontology annotation, biological process: intracellular iron ion homeostasis; positive regulation of transcription by RNA polymerase II; intracellular copper ion homeostasis. Lineage: Eukaryota; Fungi; Basidiomycota; Tremellomycetes; Trichosporonales; Trichosporonaceae. Gene Ontology annotation, cellular component: nucleus. Gene Ontology annotation, molecular function: copper ion binding; RNA polymerase II cis-regulatory region sequence-specific DNA binding; DNA-binding transcription factor activity, RNA polymerase II-specific. The transcript has 3 exons. The coding region runs from base 506 to 4138 and encodes 1210 amino acids.
CACCACCCCACGCAACCUACCUGCCAGUUGCCACUGCUUUCAACAUAAGCUUCCUCCCCUUCCCAACUCACGCGCAUUCUCCUCCACGCGUCCAUUCUCUCUCAACAUCCCCACCUCUCUACUCUUCCCCCUCGCACAACCACUACUCUUCCCCCCCACACUGGCCCAUUGUCGACCAGGCAGAUGGUUUGCCCCUCGUCAAGGCAAUAACACGCGCUUCAACGGCCGGCAAAACCCCUAGUGGGUAGUCGUCGAGCCUCAGUCCCCCCACCCCACUCAACACACCAACCGCCUACGCCGAGCACGCCGUCUUCCUCAGCGAGGAGGCGAGUCGAGACCACCACAGCCCAGCUCGACUCCAGCAAGCCCAGUUCCAAACAGCGUACAGCACACUUACCGGUCUAUUGCCCCGUCCCUCUCCCCCCACCCUUCCCAUCUCACUCGCCGACACACCCUUGUUUUUCUUUAGCGCCCGCCCUCCUCCGCGACCGCACCCGUCGUCACAAUGGUCCUCAUCAACGACAAAAAGUAUGCGUGCGCGACCUGCAUCAAGGGUCACCGCGUGUCGGGGUGCACGCAUACCGACCGGCCCCUGUUCGAGGUCAAGAAGAAGGGCCGCCCGGCGACGCAGUGCCAGUUUUGCCGCGACAAGCGCAAGGGUUCUGCGUCGUCGGCCAGCGCCAGCAAUGGAGGUGGCAGCGUUCACACAAAGUGUUCUUGCGGUGACCUCAAGAACCAGGCGCCCUCUACCAUUUUGCCGGGAGGAGCGGCAACCGCAGCCGCCACCAUCGUCGCAUCUGCCCAACCACCACCGGCACCGGCCCCACUGAUUGUCCCAGAAGUUGUCGAAACAAAGAAGGGCGUUCCUGGAUCUACGCCUACGUUCCCAAACGGUCUCAAGGAUGUCCAUGACAUGGCCGCAGCGGCAGAGGCGCUCACUGGCCUCAGCGGCGACAGCAGCCGCGCCGCCGAACGGAAGUUGCAAAAUCUCCUCAACCCAUGCCACUGCCAGACGACGGGCCUGUGCAAGUGCUGUGCGCCGAAGCGACCGGCAGCUGCUCCCGUUGCCGAAGCAGCGCGUCGGGAGCGCUCGCCUCCGCGUAUCGACACCCAUGCCCAGGUCACGGACAGCCUCAUUGAAAUGUUCAAGGCCAAGGCGACGACAACGACGCCAUCCGAGGCCGGGACGAGCAACUCUGGCUCUUCUACGCCGAGCCAGGCCGCGACCAUGCAGCCGUUCAGCAGUCUGGUGCGGGCAAACCUGUCCAUGACAACAGCCAACCUGGCAUCUCCGGACAAAAGGCACCACCCCGCACACACCUCACCGCAUGUUCACAAGACGCGCCUCUAUUCGCCAUACUCUACCAACGGCCACUCGUCGCCCCGGCACGGCAAGGCUCGCAGCGAGUCUGGUUCCUCGGCGUCGGGCCUGUCACCCGUGGCAUGGACCAACGGCCAGUCGAUUCGUCCACCGCCGCCACGCCUGCGUCCGCUCACGGAUCUAAACAGGCUGCUCGGUGCUGCGUUCAACCAGGACGGCUCCAUUGCAUCGGAGAUCCCUCGCUCGGUUCUUGGACUGCCAGGUAUCCAUACCUUCGAUACCGCUGCCCAGCAAGGCGGCAUCAAGGUCGAGACAAUGGAGAUGGAGGUCGACGGUCCUGUGGCGUUCCCAACCUCGGAAGACGUCACCAUUUCCGGAUGCACGUGUGGCGACGGUUGCGAGUGUCCCGGCUGUGCACUGCACGGUAACCCGCCAGCGCCGGGUUCUUCGUCGACCGAUGACCACCAUGGCCACGAUGGUGCCUGUGGCCCCAACUGCCCGAGUCGCUUCGACUGCCACAACCACGUCUCCAUCCCUUCGGGUGUGCAGUCGGUCGAGCAGCUCAUCAAGGUGGCCGCUGCAAACGUGCCUGCGCCAAGGGUUCAGCGUGCGACCGACCUCAAUCCGCACGACACGACCGUGUUGCCGCCAGCGGCCCACAUGGGCGACGACGCGGCGCGGGCGUUCGGCCUUGUGCAGCUUCUCCCGCUCGAGUGCUGCAACGGCAGGUGCCAGUGCGCGCCUGGUGAAUGCACCUGCGAGAGCUCGUGCUGCGGAUGCUGUGUGCGCUGUGCCUGUGACGAGGACGGUGACACCCACAUGCACGACGCGGCCGAGCCGCCAACGGCACCAGCCGCUGGCGGUGGCUGUUGUGGCGGAGGAGCCGCCUCGACCUCGACCCCGCCGACGACUUCGACAAACGGGCUGCUCCAACCCACGCCGCAAUCGACCUCGCCCCUUGCCUUGACACCAUCUUCUGCGCACAGACAGCCAUCACCUCAGCCAUCGACGUCAGCCAUUCCAAAAUCGACUUCCACACCACCAAAUGGAGUAGCUACCGGCUUGCCGGCUGGUGGGCCCGUGCGUCGCACGACAUCGGUUCAUCGCGCCAAAGAGGCUUCCAACGGCCCGACAGGCCGACGUACAUCAGUGUCGAGUGUCACUAGUGGAGCCUCUGUUCAGCGUUCGAGCUCACUUGGCUCAAAGUCGUCGGCCAAGGCACUCGCGUUGCACACCAACCCGCACCACCCUCGCCCAAUCUUGCCAAAGCCAUCUGCAGCGGGAGCCAGUCGCCUAGCACCGCCACGUUCAGCCUCUGGCAGUGGCAGCGCCAGACAACACUCGCCUACCGCCCAGCCACCGUCGUCGCAGGCUUCGAGAAGUGGCAGCCCUGGUGCGGCUGGAGCUGUCCCAGUACCAGAAUCAGAUCGCGACGACAUUGCUUCGACAGAUCGUGGUAUGGCAGUCGGAGUCGACGACAUUGCAACGGCCCUCGCAGCGUCCGAGGUGGACUUUAUGGCCUUCUUCAACCAGCUCCUGUCGACCAACGGCGUCGCGUCGGAUGAGUCCCCCUUUUCGAGUCUCACCGGUCCGCCAGAAAUCAACGUGCAGGGAGUAGACGCAGACGGUGUGCCAAACCCUCCAAUGUUCAAUGCCAACAUUGGCGAUUACGGCGCGUCCAUGGGGGAUAUCCAGGAGCUUAUCGCGGGCGCGCUGGCGCAGCAGGGCGUGAUUGACGCGCCGGAUGCUGGCGCGGCCCAGCAGCAGCAGCAGCAGCAGCAGCAGCAGCAGCAGCAGCAGCAGCAGCAGCAGCAGCAGCAACAGAAGCAACAGGAGCACCUGGCUCAGCAGCAGCAGCAGCAGCAGCAACGACAAGCGCAACCCCCGACUCAGCCCCAGCCCCAACCCCAGGCGCAGCUGCCCACACCAUCACAAAACCCCGACAUUACAUCCAACUUCAACUUCUUCUUCAACCUCGCGACCGUCCCGCAGACCAAUGGCCUGCCAAUCCGCGCGCAGGGUGAUAUGAGUACAGCCGAGGCGAACGCGGCCGAGGCCAGCAACAAGGGAUACUUCCCCUUCGGCCAAGACGCACAACUCGCCGGCAUUGUCGGGUUCCAGCCAACCAGCCAGCAGGGGUUGUCGAACCAGGCCUCUUCUACGAACGGCGCGUCGCCCGAACAGUUCUUCAAGCGCCACGAUGAUGUGUACUACCCCGGCUUUGGCAACAGCUUUGCGGCGUUACCUCUUAUGCCAGGCGAGAACAAUGCGCCGUCUCGCGGCAGCAUUAGCAGCGCAAGUGAGCAGCCACCUGCGGCGAUUCUGCAGCCCGAGGCUGUUGCCGCGGCUUCGCAGCUGCAGGCGCCGCUUGCCGCCGCGGCCAACGGGCAGAUCAACCCAGACAUUAUCGACCUGUCCAAGCCGCUGAACCCGUCCGAUGUGGACCGAAUUCUGCAGGCGCUGCUAAACCAGCAAGCGCGGCAGUCAACAGUCGCGGGGGCCGCGCCGGUCCCGGUCGCCGCGGCGCCAACCCAGCCUCCGCCCCUCAUGCGCUCGCACCCGUCGUCCGAGUCGAGCGUGUCGCAGACACACAUGCUGGCGAAUGCGACUGCGAGCUUGUCUGUCGGUGACCCGUUUGACGAGUUUUUGUUUGACCCGUCGACCAUGUCUGCAAUGGACACGGACUCGCCGGCGGCGUCGGUGGGGGCGGGGCCUGCUGGUGCGGGGCAAAACGCCACUGUAAACGGAGGCGCCGUGCUUGCCAACGGUGGCGGCGCGGUGCAGUGGCCCAACAUGCUGCCUCCAUUCCAGGCUUAG